Rhipicephalus sanguineus (brown dog tick) is the source of this 887-nucleotide messenger RNA. RefSeq names its product ADP-ribosylation factor-related protein 1 (gene Arfrp1). Lineage: Eukaryota; Metazoa; Arthropoda; Arachnida; Ixodida; Ixodidae. Gene Ontology annotation, molecular function: GTP binding; GTPase activity. The record is from RefSeq and is a predicted model, not a curated record. The transcript is spliced from 7 exons. Bases 168 to 773 code for a protein of 201 amino acids. Gene Ontology annotation, biological process: protein localization to organelle; Golgi to plasma membrane protein transport; intracellular protein transport. Gene Ontology annotation, cellular component: Golgi apparatus.
AUUGCCAAAAAGCUGUCAGGAGAAAGCAAAACUACAGGCUGCAUCGUGGACGACGCUUCUUUCGUUGCUGCGAAGUUGGUUUCUACCGAAGUUCACUCGCUUGUUUACACGCCUCGGUUUGUCAGUGCACUAAUGAAAGCGUGGUCUUCGUUAAGACAGUGUCAAAGAUGUACACGCUGCUUUCCGGCCUAUGGAAGUACAUCAGCCAACGCGACGAAUACUACGUGCUGAUUCUCGGGCUCGACAACGCUGGCAAAACGACUUAUCUGGAGCAAACCAAGACGAAGUUCUCGAAAGGGUACAAGGCCUUGAACCCUCACAAGAUUACCACGACUGUCGGCUUGAACAUCGGCAAGAUCGACAUUCACGGCAUACGGCUGAACUUUUGGGAUCUUGGGGGUCAGGACUCGCUGCAGUCGCUAUGGGACAAGUACUAUGCGGAAUCUCAUGCCGUCAUAUACAUAGUGGACUCGUCGAAUGCAAGCCGUAUCGACGAGUCAAAGGCUGCAUUCGCCAAGAUGGUUGGUAAUGAUGCACUUCACGGAGUUCCUAUCCUGCUGGUGGCCAACAAGCAAGACAUCAGUGGAUGCUACAGUGCCGCAGAAAUUCGUCAGCUCUUCAGGGAAAGCUCUCAUCUUAUCGGCAGGAGAGAUUGUCACUUGAUUGGGGCAUCUGCAUUACAUGGGGAGGGCAUCAACGAAGGCAUCGAGUGGAUCACGCAGUGCGUGAAGCGCAACAUCCUCCGGCCGCCGCGCAACAGCGAGUCCCUGUGACGUCAUACGGCUCGUGUGACUAGACUCCUUUGUUUCAUCGUUUACACUGCCUUUUCAAGCGCAAAGCUUUCACCCUGGACAAUGCUGAAGAAUGUGUGUAGGUGUGCGUGCGAC